Messenger RNA from Acanthochromis polyacanthus (spiny chromis), 4680 nucleotides. It is a transcript of the gene micall2a, whose product is annotated as mical-like 2a. NCBI's taxonomy places the organism in Eukaryota, Metazoa, Chordata, Actinopteri, Pomacentridae. The coding region runs from base 233 to 2671 and encodes 812 amino acids. Gene Ontology annotation, molecular function: protein binding. The record is from RefSeq and is a predicted model, not a curated record. The transcript is spliced from 17 exons.
CUGCAGUGGGUGUUAAUUAGCGUAAUGAGCUGAGAAACACAAACCACCACCAGCAGCAGCAGCAGCUCCUCGUCCCGGAGAUCCGCGACGCUCAGAAGGAAACAGGACGCAGCUGCAGCGCCGCAGUUCACGGUCAAACCCACAACUGAGACACUGUUUUUCUUUUCCUCUGACUCCUCCGCACCGAGACCUGCCGCCUGUUGCACUCUUUGUCUGUGUUGUUUCUGGAGUCAUGGCUGCCAUCAAGGCUUUGGAGCAGUGGUGUAAACUGCAGUGUGACGGUUACCGAGAUGUUUCCAUCACCAACAUGACGACCUCGUUCAGGAACGGACUGGCUUUCUGCGCGCUUAUACACAAAUACAGACCGGACCUGAUAGACUAUGACUCACUCCGACAAGAGGAUGUGUUCGAGAACAACAGGCUGGCUUUUCAGGUGGCAGAGGAGAAGUUGGGGAUCCCAGCUUUGUUAGAUGCAGAAGACAUGGUGGCUUUACGGAUCCCAGACAGGCUGAGCAUUCUUACCUACGUCUCCCAGUACUACAACUACUUCAAAGGACGGCCUCCCAUGGGAGGUGUGAAAAGGCCAGCAGAGGGCUCCAAGGAGGAGCCAUCAGAGAAGAAAAAUCUCCCAGUUGUUGCCAAAAGCUUUGUGUCUAAAACCGCCAUUGAGAAUUGUUUACCUUCCACUCGCAUGGCGCAGACCUCACCCAAGCCUGCCAGAGCUGCUGCUCAGAAGGUGGUUUUGACAGAGAACACCAACAAAAACGGGACUCUCAAUAGCAAAUGCGUUGCAUGCAAGAGCCACGUUCAUCUGGUCCAGAGGCACUUUGUUGAAGGCAAACUCUAUCACAGAAGCUGUUUCAAAUGCAGCGAGUGCUCCAGCGUGCUUCAUGCAGGAAGCUACAAACCUGGGAAGAAUCCAGACACCUUCGUCUGUAACGCCCACCAGAACAAUUUCAAGCCUUCAACCUCGGAUGCCGCGAUCAAAAACGGACCAGCUGUACCAAACAGUGCCAGCCAGACCCAGCCUGCACCGCGCCCCUCUCUGCUGCUGUCGGCUUCACCGAACAUCAUUCUGAAGCCAGGCAGCCCACCUCCACCUUCCCCAUCCUGGACGGCCUCAGCACAGAGGACGCAGGCGGCCCGGCAGAAGUUUUUCCAGGCUGCUCCGCAAGUUCCUGAAACCUCAACCGGUAACAGGAAGGAGCCUUUGAGUGUUUCAGGAAGGUCAAAGGUCGCAGCGAGUGUUGAUGAUGAGAAGAGCCGGGCCAGAGGGGUGAUUGGAAAGAAAUUGGCGGAGGAAAACUGCAACAAUAACAACAAGCGCCCAUUCACCAUCCGAUCAGCGGCGCGACGGUUUGGUGAUGAGCCAAGUUCAGCCGACAGCCCUGGUCUGAGAGAGGAUAAAUGCAGCCAAAGCCCAGCAGGAAACUGGGGAGGACAGGCCUCCACCAGCCAGACAAACAAUAAGGAAUCGCCAUGUCUAAAGGCCAUCAACAAAGACAACACAAGGCCAACAACUGUACACAAAACUGCCAAAGAUCCAGUCUACCGCGAGUGGCAAACAAAACUCAAACCUGUGAGAACUGAGCUUGGACUAAAAGAUGCUGAACCUGAAGCCUUUACUGAGCAUACACCUGGAUUCAUGCCCACGACUCCUUCUAAUGCCUCUGUCUGCACAACAAGGCCUUCAUUGGCUCCAACACCUGCAGGACCUUUAGUUAACUUAGCGGUGUUUAAUGCUGCACGCUUUACUGAAGACCGUCCAGGGAAAGCUGCACCUGGCUCCGACAGAAGAGGUUUUAAACAUGGGAGUCACUCGCCUGUGAAAUCCCCACCCAGACCGCCAGCUCUGGAAUCUAUUAGCUCUCCAACAACUGCUCCUGCCAAUUACGGAAAUCCAUCAGCUGCUAAAAAGGGAAAGUAUUUGUCACCCACCAACGCCUCCAGGACCGAAAUGAGGUCACCCUCUGUGAAGUCUUAUCAUAUUCCAGCGGAGCAGAUCGAAAGGGAGCUGAAUGAUAUUGAGACAAACUUGGCUCAGUUGGAGAAGGAGGGUGUGGAGCUGGAAAAGAAGCUGCGCAGCUGUGAAGAAGAGGGUGAGGCGGACAUACUGAUGGACCCACUGAUGGUUGACUGGUUUAACCUCAUUCGAAAGAAGCAGAUGUACAUAAGGAAGGAGUCUGAGCUCGUUUACACAGCCAGGACUCAGGAGCUGGAGCAGCAGCAGCCAGGUGUGGAGGGGGAACUUCGCAGGCUGCUGGAGAAACCAGAUCAUUUAAAGUCCAGAGAGGAGCAACAGCGAGAGAAGAAGCUGAUGCAGAGGCUGAUGGAGAUUGUGGACGGCAGAAACGCGAUCGUGGAGGGUCUGGAUGAGGACAGGCGGAGGGAAGUUGAAGAGGACUUGCAGUUGAAUAAAAUGAUGCAGAAUCUUGCUUCACCAAUGACUAUUGAUUCCACAACUCGAGACAUGGCUUUCAGUAAGAAACCAACAACGCUCCUUUUGCAUCAACAGCGAUCACAUCAACGUUUAAUAGAGCUUUUUAAAAGACUGCAUCAAGAUAGCUCGGUGGCGUCGAUGCAUUCCGCAGCUACUUACAAACUACACAUCCCUCAUUUUGAGAUGCAUGAAAUUGUGAUCAUGAACUUGGAACACAAUCUUUCUAGCUGAGCAGAGUUGGAGAUGGUAUUGGUACAAAAUGCCACGCGUGAUGUGGGUGACAGUCGAGACUGAAUGUGUGAUAUUAGAGUUAAUUAAAGCUUUGCGCCCCAUCUACUGCAAAUGCUUGCACUUCUGCAAUUAAGAAUCAAAGGCGAGGGCUUAGUGUCAGGGGGGUGUCUAAUACAUGGUUUUAACAGGAAUGGGACCUGAUUUGCCAAGCUCCUAGCGACAAGCAUUAACAACAGCCUCAAAUUAGAGGGACAUUAAUAUUCAUAAGUAAAACAAUUCAUCCUGUGAAUGUGUGAUGAAAUGGAAUCCUCUGAGGUGAGCUCUUGUGUCCAGGCUGCCAUCGUUCAUUAAAAUAUGCCAUUACCCAUGAAGUGCUUAAUCUUUAUGAAAGGGUGGUAAAAUCAGUUUGAACUGCUCUGACAGAAAAGGUGGUAAUUGUAAUAUUGUUCGGCACCUUGCAUUAUGUUAAUCCUGUACAUUUUUUGAAAACGCGAUGGUGUCAAACAGCAUGGGUUUAGAGGGAAAAAAUGUGCAGCCAUCUUUGCUUAAAAUGCACUCUGAAAUUAGCGUGUUAUUCUAUUAAUAAGGCAUGAGUGCUUUGUGAUGUUUUAGGUUAGCCGCCUCUUGCAACACAAUCUAAAUUCCGUGUGUGUGUGUGUGUUUCGUCUUAUUCCACUCCCUGCCAGAGUCUCUGCCACUAGCCUGUAAUUAUGAUCCUCGAGGUAAUUUUAUCAGGCUCAUUAGCUCUGAUGAGUAAACGAGAAGCGUGCCUCUAAUUUAUUGGCCAUCCAGGCUGGAGACUUAAUUCUCAUCAGAGAGAUCAUAAUAUUUGUAUAGAGAGAAAGAUAUACAGUACACAUAUAUGUAUUUCCAAGGCUCCUAGACAGACACUGAGGCCAAGACUUGGUGACUUUAAACCCGUAAUUACACUCAUAACAGAAAGUCUGAUUGGAUAAUUGGCCGUGUGCUCAAAUUCUUUCCACAGAUGUCAUUGUGAUGAGCAGAGGCGCCCAACACUGUCUCUUUUUGAUUCAGGCACGAUUUCAAAUGAAAGCUAUUGUUUGCAUUCUAGCGAGUCUUGUGAGUUUAUCUUCCUGCGCAAAAUUAGAUUCUCACACCUCUGCAAACAAAAUUGCAUUGUUUUGUUCCCUGUUCAAUAGAGAUUAUCCAUUUUCUGUGUCGGAGAAUGUGUUAAGGGAGCGGUGUAAAUAUGCUCACAAUUUUCAGUGUGUAGAAAUUUGCAUUGAGGGGAAAUUAUGCAUGCUGGCUAGUGGAAAUGAAAUGUAUAAAGUGCAUGACUGGUAGACUUGACAAGUGCAGCUUUCAUCCAUCUCAAAUGAAUAAUUUUCACUUCCCUUAAACAUCCUUAAUCCAACCAUGUUAUCAGCGGGCAUGCAGGAUUCUGCCAGACUUUCUCCUUAACGGCACAGCAACUUUCGACUUGCCAGAGAUUCUGCACUGCAGUUGCUUACCACAUGGUCUUAGGGACUCACUCUUAUCCUUUCCUGCUGGUUUUGUGGAUCAGUAAAAUUCCUUCAAAACACAAUAUAUACAUAACGCAAGUCUUAAUAGAUAGCAGAAUGUCUCACUCUACCCUCCUCUGUGCUGCCUCAGAGGUCGACUUAAUGCACUGUAUUUUACCUCUGAUUCACAUUGGCAGAGAACUCAGAGGAUGGCGUCUAAAAAAACCUAUUUGCUCAGUGGCCCUUUGUCCUCUAUUUCAAAUUUCAGUGACAGACCCUUCCAUGCUCAUAUAAUGUGGUUUGGAAAUUCCUAUGGCCGUAAAGGGAUAGAGGAGGAUAUUCAUGGUAAAUUACUCAUUUACAGCCCAGCAUUCAGCAUUUGUGUUAUUUUUUUUUUUUUUUGGGGGGACGUUUGCUUGUCUUCUUUACUGAAAUACACACUUAUGAUGAUACUGUAUUGUGGGGAAAUAACCUCAAUCCUUUUUAAUUUAUGCAUUGUAACCUGUUCUUCAAAGUGCUACUGACAAUAAACAAUGAAAUGUGUAA